This is a messenger RNA of Fulvia fulva, 744 nucleotides long. RefSeq lists its product as uncharacterized. The record is from RefSeq and is a predicted model, not a curated record. The coding region runs from base 1 to 744 and encodes 247 amino acids. Lineage: Eukaryota; Fungi; Ascomycota; Dothideomycetes; Mycosphaerellales; Mycosphaerellaceae. The transcript has 2 exons.
AUGGACAGUAGCCACGAGUACCCCCAGCGAAUCAAGUCCAAGACCUUGAUUUCGAAAUUCCUCGCCUACCUCCGAACCAACAUCGAUAAAGCCCAACACCUCCUCGAAGUAGAACUGCUCUUCCUCGCCUUAGCAACAGGCAUAAUCGACUCUGUUACCUUCCCCAAGUUCCACUGCUACUUCACCGUCCCCGUUGCGCACCUCGCCACCUCCCUCGGCUUCUUCUGUCUCGGCGUCUUCCUCGCCGGGCAGUCCGCCAAACGGCUCUCCUGCAAGUCAUCACAAUGGUGGCUUCUCCUCACCAACAUCCUCCAAAUUGCAAUGUUCGUAGUCGCAGCACUGCUCAAUCUGGUCUUUCGAACAGAAAAUCAGCCGGCUGAGGCGAGGUUCGUGAAUAGUGCAAGUUUGGUGUGCUCGAUUGGACUGUGGGCUAUGGCGAGUGGGAUGCAGGUUGCUAUGAGUAGGCAGUUGAGUAUGCCGGAGAUUCCGACGACGCAGGCUACGGCUGCGUAUGUGGAUCCGAAUUUAUUUGCUGGGAUCAGGGAGAAUAGGUCAAGGAACAGGAUGGUGAUGUUUCUGGUGACGCUGUGUGUUGGGAGCUUCAUUGGAGCGCCGGCGUAUCAUUAUGCCAGUACUGCGCUGGCGUUAUUUUUGGCUGGGGUGGUGAAAGUGGGUGUGUUGGGGACGUUCUUCUUCAAUAAGAGUAAGAUGGAGAGGGGGAUCAGCAAGAUAGCAGAUGUAUGA